Molecule: messenger RNA, 318 nt
Organism: Peronospora belbahrii
Lineage: Eukaryota; Oomycota; Peronosporomycetes; Peronosporales; Peronosporaceae
Source: the annotation of a GenBank genome assembly
AUGUGUCGGAUUAAUAAAGUCGCUCUAGUGUUUAUCAUCACGCUGUUUUCAGUCGAGAACAAUCUGGGCUACAACACCGACCAGCUCUCAACGUCAGGUGCCAACAGUAUUACCGAUGGCAAGACAUCGAACGAGAAUCCCUCGCUGAAAGAAGAGCGAGGUCAUGAUACUACUGCAACAAGGAUUGCAACGACUAACAACGAAGACGGUACACUGAACGUGAUGACGUUCAACGGCAACGGUUUGGUGCAGAAAGCCGAGAGGAUGUGGGAUGGACUCUUUCAACAUCAUUCCAAUCGUCGACUUCGGCAGGCGUGA